Molecule: messenger RNA, 2883 nt
Organism: Microcebus murinus (gray mouse lemur)
Lineage: Eukaryota; Metazoa; Chordata; Mammalia; Primates; Cheirogaleidae
Source: RefSeq, a predicted model, not a curated record
AAUUACUUUUAACAUUUUCUAUCGUCCAGUGCAUAUACAAAUUUCCCCAAUUGCUCCCAAAUGUUUCUGCAGCUCUUGUUUUCCGAUCGAGGCCCAUACGUUGCAUUUGCUCUUAUGUCAUAUAGCUGGGCCCCUCACAGACCUGGGCUCUAGUUUUCAGGACAGACUGUCAAUAACACGCUAUCAUUCCCUAAAUCUUCCAAAUCAAACACGCACGCACACCUCCACAACCCCUGCCAAAGCGCAUCACGCAGGCGCGGUGUUUACUGGGAAAUGUAGUCUUGAAUUUUAUGAGUUCUCGCGCAGCAUUCUGGGAACGAAUAUCUGCGCUUUCCCCUGCGCAUGCGCAGUCGGCUCUAUUUUCCUGCUUCCACCCUCUGCGGCGUUAAGGGUGCCCGCGGUUCGCACCUCAGGAGCUCUUCGUGUGCCAGGGAGGAGGCAGCCCAGGGACAGGAGUGCCAUCUGGAAGAACAGAGACCUUUGACAGAGACCUCACCAGAGCUUCAGAACAGAUGGAGAAGAACCCAGAAAGCAGGUCCUGUUGCACCAGAAGCAGUUCAUUUUUUUCUCCCAACCAACAAGUAGAACCAGACAGAAGCAGUUCUUAAUCCCCUGACCCAGAGAGAGCCAGACGUGGUGAUGUCGCCACAUCCAGAAACCAUCACAGACUGUGUGACAAUGAACUCUGUGGACCAGCGUGCAAAAGGUGCUCGUCCUUUACAGUUGUCCACACUCUUCCAAGAACAGCAGAAAAUGAACAUAUCUCAGGCAUCAGUGUCAUUUGAGGACGUUACUGUGGAAGUCACCCAGGAGGAGUGGCAACAAAUGGUCCCUGCUCAGAGGAAUCUGUACAGAGAUGUGAUGCUGGAGAACUACAGCCACCUCGUCUCAGUGGGGUACUGUGUUUUCAAACCAGAAGUAAUCUUCAGGUUGGAGCAAGGAGAAGAGCCUUGGUUCUCAGAGGAGGAAUUCCCAAACCAGAGUCACCCAGUUUUAAAAUAUUACAGAGAUGAUGAUCUGAACAAGAAGAACAAGAAAAUCAAAGAAAAACACUUGCAGCAAGUAAUACUCACCAAAAAUAAAACAUUGACUAAAGAGGAAGACGAAAUUUUGGGAAAACCUUUUAAUCUGCAGAUAGCUCCUGUUUCUUCAACAAAAAUAUCCUGCAAAUGUGACUCAUGGGGAGUAAACUUGCGAACUAUUUCGGAAUUUAUCAUUAAUAAUAGAAAGCAUUCAGCAAAGAAACUAGGUUGCCAUAAUGUAUGUGAGAAUUUGCCUUUCAACAUUAAGUUUGAGAAAACUCAGACUGGAGAGAAAUUUUAUGAAUAUAGUAAAAAAAUGAAAGCUCUCAGUUAUAAUGAAAAUCUUCCUGAGCAUCAGAAAUUUCAAACUUUGGAGCAAACUUUUGAAUGUAAUGAAAUUGAAAAAGCCUUUGAUGGUAAGGCCAACUAUGUUAUACAUAAGAAUUCUCACACAGGAGAAAAAUCCUGUAAAGAUGAUGAAUUUAGGAAAAACUGUGAUAAGACAAUUCUUUUUGACCACAGGAGAACUUGCACAGGGGAGAAAUACUCUCAUCUUAACCAAAAUGGGAAAUCCUUUCAGAAGUCAACUCUGAAAGCAUACAAUAAAUUUAACAUACCUGUGACACAUUAUGAAUGUAAUACAAGUGGAAAUAAUUUCAAUGGGAAAUCAUACCUCACUCAUCCUCAGAAAACUGUCACAGGAGAGACUCCAUUGGUAUGUACUGACAGAACAGAAACUGGGAAUAAGUCUUUUGAAUGUCAUGAUAAGAAAUCCUACCAAACAUCAGUCCACAAAGUACGCCAGAGAACUCACUCAGAGGUAAAACCCUAUAAAUGUAAUGAAUGUGGAAAAUCUUUCUGUCAGAAAGGACAUCUCAUUCAACAUCAGAGAACUCACACAGGAGAGAAACCAUUUGAAUGUAAUGAAUGUGGAAAAACUUUCUCCCAGAAGUCACACCUCAGUACACACCAGAGAAUUCACACAGCAGAGAAACCCUAUAAAUGUAAUGAAUGUGGGAAGACAUUUGUCCAGAAGUCAACUCUCAGGGGACAUCAGAGAAUUCACACAGGAGAGAAACCCUAUGAAUGUAGUGAAUGUGGAAAAACUUUUGUUCAGAAGUCAACCCUGAGAGAUCACCAUAGAAUUCAUACAGGGGAGAAAUCCUUUCAAUGUAGUGAAUGUGGAAAAACUUUUGGCCAGAAGUCAAACCUCAGAAUACAUCAGAGAACUCACAGUGGAGAGAAAACUUAUCAAUGCAAUGAAUGUGAAAAAUCUUUCUGGCGAAAAGACCAUCUCAUUCAACAUCAGAAAACCCACACGGGAGAGAAACCAUUUAAAUGUAAUGAAUGUGAGAAAACUUUUGCCCGGACAUCAACCCUCAGAGUGCAUCAGAGAAUUCACACUGGGGAGAAACCAUUUAAAUGUAACGAAUGUGGGAAAAAAUUUGUCCGUAAGGCAAUCCUUAGCGAUCAUCAGAGAAUUCAUACAGGAGAGAAACCCUUUCAAUGUAAUAAAUGUGGGAAAACUUUUGGCCAGAAAUCAAACCUUAGAAUACAUCAGAUAACUCACAGUAGGGAGAAAUGAACGUAAUGAAUAUGGGAAGUUAUAUAAGAAGUCAUCACUAAAUGUAUGUCAGAGAAUUCAGGUAGGGAGGGAAAGCCUUAUUGAUAUAAUAACUGUUGAAAAUCCUCUGACAAAAAGAAUACCCUGUAUAAUAUCAGAGAUACAAGAAAAACCAGCUGAAGGUAGCGUAAGAAGACAGUCCCAGAAAUCAACCCUCACAGUACAUCAGAGAAUUCACAAAAGAGAGAAACCAUAAGAAUAUGACUGUAGGAAAAUUAUUGUCCAAAAGGCAAAGAG